CGCCCAACGAAACGGCACUCGAAAAAAAAUCGAACAAGGCUUCGCUUCAUACCGUACCAUAGAAUGGUUCGGGUUGGAAACAUUCACAUUGGUCUUUGGUCUUUGAUGUCGUCACGGAUCUUCCCGCAGAACAACUAGAACAUCGACUACGGCAACGACUACGGCAACGACAACCGCAUUCACAAACCAACGCGCAGAAGGAAUCGACCCAAGCCCGCAGCAGCACCAGCAAAACACGAUGCAGCGCAAAACACCCUUCAGAAGGGUGGCAAAGAGCAACAGCAACAGCAACAGCAAUGCCAACGCCACCACAGCCCGCUGCCUCCUCGCCGCCGCUGUGCUGGCGGUGCCAGCACUUCUCGGUGGGGUAGCAGCAACAGCAGCUGCUGGAGUCGGUGCCGGCCUCCCGGGCAGCCUUUCGGAGCCCGGGCACCGCUCGCUGCUCCGGCCUUUGUCGGAUCCGUUCGAAGCAGGAGCGGGCCGGUGGCUCUCCGAAGGAUCCCGCGUGGUUGGCGCGGAGGCAUCCACCGCCGCGGACCACCCUCCAUCGAGCGACGAAGAAGAACACGAACACGAAGAAGGGGAGACCCCCCGCGACAGCGAUGGGGGAUCCGGCAGCGGCGAAGGCGUGACCGUCGCCGUCCCCCUCCCCCACGCGUUCGAACCCACCGGCGAGGGAGCCGCGGCCCCGGCUUCUCCCAGUGGCGGCGGCCGAAGGUGGGUGUUGGCGCUGGCGGGAGCGGCGGUGGUGGCUUGCGGGGCCGUCCUCCUGCACCGGGCCCUCGAGCAGAGCAAGUGGAAUCGGCGCCGGACGCACCAGCUGCUCCGGGACACGGACGAGGCCUUCGACCUGACCUUUCGGGAAGACGACGAGCUCGAGGACGACCUGGAGCUCUCGAGCUUUGAGUGAGCCAAGGGGCCCGCAAGCGGCCGGAACGGAACGGAACAAACGAAAACAAAGGGAAAGGAAAGGAAACGCAGCAACUACCAGCGGGUCGCAAUCACGCUUGUGGUUCUGUGUGGGUGUGUCAAUAGAUAUAAAUGUAUACAUAUACAGUAUCAUAGAUUGCGUAUUAUCAUCAAACACAGUGUCGAGUGCCGAUGGUUCCCGCUUGAAAACCGUACCAGCAAUUCCAAACCAGCAGUCUUCGACGCGGCACGGCGACGAAACGGGACGAUCGAUUCCUUUCCUUUUCAUGUCGGUCUCGUGCGCAUAGCUAGCUAGCUAGCUACACGGAGCAAUGGCACGCAUUCAUUGCACCGAUGGAUCCAAUCCAUCCGCAACAGCGUGCCAGCGGUUCGACACAACACCACACCGCACCGCACCGGUUUUGGACAAACGUACAAACAAAGCCGAGCCCUAGUGGCCUCGGAAGGAUUCCAGCGAGAAUCACGGUGCUAGGUGCAGCAAUAGGCACGGAGGCGCGUUCUCGUUCUCCGACCACGUGGAAAUGAAAUGAAAUGCAACUGCGUACUGUAAUGUAGACUAAAAUGUGCAACGACCA
Pseudo-nitzschia multistriata is the source of this 1505-nucleotide messenger RNA. The record is from the annotation of a GenBank genome assembly. Lineage: Eukaryota; Bacillariophyta; Bacillariophyceae; Bacillariales; Bacillariaceae.